Molecule: messenger RNA, 3110 nt
Organism: Crotalus tigris (Tiger rattlesnake)
Lineage: Eukaryota; Metazoa; Chordata; Lepidosauria; Squamata; Viperidae
Gene: ALKBH4
Product: alkB homolog 4, lysine demethylase
Exons: 3
Coding region: 30-1013 (327 amino acids)
Biological process (GO): actomyosin structure organization; protein demethylation; oxidative demethylation
Cellular component (GO): midbody; contractile ring
Molecular function (GO): demethylase activity; oxidoreductase activity; actin binding
Source: RefSeq, a predicted model, not a curated record
GGCGGCAAAAGCUACCGGGGUCGGGUAGGAUGGAAGGUGUUAAAACGCGAGGAGGAGGAGCAGCAGGAGCUGGAGCCGGCCUCGGCGAACCCAGCGGCUGCGGGUGCAAGGGGAUCCGCUCUUGCCUGCUCUGCGAGGUCGCCCCGCCCCCGCAGAAAAGUGCAAAUUUUGUUUACUGCCCAUUGACCGGCUUUGCUGUGGGAGAGAAACAAUCAGAAUUUGAAGGAUGGGCUUUCGAGUUUCCAGGAGUUUUUUUGCUGGAAGACUUUAUAAACACAGAUGAGGAAUAUCAAAUGGUUGAGCUAAUGGAUCAAAGCAUAUGGAAGCCAUCACAAUCUGGCCGAAGAAAACAGGAUUAUGGCCCCAAAGUGAACUUUAAGAAGCAAAAAAUGAAAGCUGGUAAUUUUUCUGGCUUGCCCAGCUUCAGCAAGGAGAUCGUGGCACGAAUGCGAAAAUAUCCAAUUCUUGAAAGUUUUUCUCCUGUUGAGCAGUGCAAUUUAGAUUAUGACCCUGAGAGAGGAUCUGCUAUUGACCCACAUUGGGAUGACUGGUGGCUAUGGGGGGAACGGCUGGUGAGCUUAAACUUGCUCUCAGAUACUGUACUUUCCAUGUCCUGCGACUCAGAGGACAGUCUCCACUUAUUUCCUCUAGUUCUUCAAGAAAACAAGCAGAUGCACAGGUAUAAAUCUCCUGAUAUUUCUCAAGAGUAUCAUCAGAUGGAUGAUUGUAGUCUUCUAGAAAGACUAGAAAGCACUGAAUAUUCAUCCACGAAGUUAGUUCGACUCAGAGAAAUCCUUGUUGCUAUUUACUUACCUCAGAGAUCACUAGUCGUUCUCAGUGGACCUGCUCGCUACCAGUGGAAGCAUGCCAUUUAUCGCAACCAUAUUAAAAGUCGUCGUGUAUGUAUCACCUUCAGAGAAUUGACUGCUGAGUUUAGUCUCGGAGGAGAACAGGCAGAACUGGGUAAAAAUCUCUUGGACAUUGCUCUAACAUUCAAGGGAUCACCUGUAUAAACCCCAAGGGAAAAGCGUUGUGACUUUUCUUUGGUUGCUGGAUAUCAAUGUUCAGGGCUUAUAAGCCUCCUUCCUUUUUUUCCUCCCCUGAGCAAAGUUAUACAGCAUUCAUUAUUCUGACAAGGGUGGUUCUCAGUGUUAUGUUCUAGAAUGUCUUACCUCUCCACUAUAAUUAAGAUAAUUUGAAUUAUUUUUUUUAAUCUACACUGUGGCUCUUCAGAUGUCACUGAAUUUGAUUAUGUUAACAGUGAAGAGAAUAAAUGCAUCUUCCUCGGAAACAGUUUUCCUUUGAAAGUCUGUUUGCAGCACAUGGUCUGUAGCCUAUGUGACACUGUUGGGCUACAGCACCCAACAAUCCUCAUCCUUAGCUGACUAGCUGGGGCUGUUGAGAGUUUUAAUUCACCAUCUGGAGGGCCAUAGGUUAUAUGUUAAAACAUAUUAAUUAAAAGUGUUAAAUUUCUUGUCUAUCCCUAACUCUGUUAAAAUCAUUAGUUUUAAGGCUGGGGAUACUUUCAUUUCUCUUUUUAUUUUAUUUAACUCUAACUAAAACUGUAAGAGAAAUAAAUUAAAAAACAGAGUUUAUUAACCCUUCUGACAAUUAUUGGCAUUUCUCCAAAGACUUCAUCCUUGAUAUAAACCAAUAAAAUAGAUAAAAUAUCAAUUAAUCAUAAGAUGAUCAGUAUCUAAGCUGAUUUUUAAAGACUAAUGAAUUUCCAAAGCAUAAAUACCAGGGCAUUCAUUUUUUAACUUUAUCUUCCAAUCCCUGCUUCACAGAUGCCCUUGUAUAGGUUUCUUUAAGAUUAACCAAAUUAAAAAAAGAAAAAAUUUAAAAACCACAAUUAGAAAAUGGAGAAAAAUGCUGAAAAAAGAAAUAAAUAUAGAUAUUUUUUUAAUGUGCCUUCAAGUCGUUGACUCCUGCUGACUGACUGCCGCAGUUUUCUUGGCAAGAUUUUUAAAAUAGUUAUCCACUGCCUUCUUCUUAGGGCUGAGAGUGACUGGCCCAGGUUUAUCCAGCUGGUUUUGUACCAGGCAGGACAAGAACUCACAGUUUCCUGGUUUCUACUUUGGUGCCUUAACCACUACUGCAGUGAUCCCAACCCCCAAGCUGGGGCCCACUACCGGGCCUUAGCCUGUUCAGAAUUGGGCUGUGCCAGUUCUUUCCACCAAGCUGGAAAGAUUGGAGACUGCUGACACUACAGUAAACUGGCUCACAACAAUCCUCAUCCUUAUCUAACUGGUUUUAUACACAUAUGAAUAAAUUUAUGCCACAAUUCAUUAUUGUCUUCCAUAACUGAUCAUAAUUAUAAGUUCAUUUUCUUUGUCCAGAAGUCAAAAAUAAAGCAAUUUCAUUGCAUUCCUGUGGUGGCACAGUGGUUAGAAUGCAGUAUUGCAGGCUAAUUCUGCUGACUGCCAGGGGUUCAAUCCUCACCGGCUCAAGGUUGACUCAGCCUUCCAUCUUUCCAAGGUCGGUAAAAUGAGGACCCAGAUUGUUUUAGGAUGUAAUUUAAAAAUCUGCUGAAGUUUUUUAAACCCUUUUUUAAUUAGUUAAACAUGCAAGCAAAACAAAGGAAAGAUACAUACAUAUAACUUUUGACCACAAUUGACCCCAAAAUUUUUGUUGCUAAGGCAAUUGUUAAGUGAAUUUGCCCCAUUCUAUGACCUUCCUUGCCACAGUUGGUAAGUGAAUCACUGCAGUUGUUGAGUUAGUAACCUGGUUAUUAAAUAAAUCUGGCUUCCCCAUUGACCUUGCUUGUCAAAACGUUGCAAAAGGUGAUUGCAUGAUCCCAAGACAUAGCAACAUGCCAGUUGCCAAGUGUCCAAAAUUUUGAGCAAGUGACUUAUGAAGAUAUUGCAACAGUCAUAGGUGUGAAAAAUGGUCAUAACUCACUUUUUUCAGUAUUGUUGUAACUUUGAACCGUCACUAAACAAAUGGUCAUUGAGAACUACUUUUAUACAUGUUAAAUUUGUAAUUAUAUAUGCAGGUAAUCCUCAACUUAUGACCACAAUUGAGCCGAAAAUUUCUGUUGUUAAGUGAGGCAAUUGUUAAGUGAGUUUUGCUCCAUUUUAUGACUUUUCUUGCCACAGUUGUUCUGUGAA